Molecule: messenger RNA, 1142 nt
Organism: Cucumis sativus (cucumber)
Lineage: Eukaryota; Viridiplantae; Streptophyta; Magnoliopsida; Cucurbitales; Cucurbitaceae
Product: probable E3 ubiquitin-protein ligase XERICO
Exons: 2
Coding region: 327-791 (154 amino acids)
Source: RefSeq, a predicted model, not a curated record
AGGGUGGAGGCACGCGAGUUGAGUGCGACGAGGUUCCUCCGAUCCUCCGAUCGCUUAUAUAAGUGGCCAAAAGGCCAGUGAAUUGGUUGAAUCAAGAUGAACUGAUCAUCAAUCUUUACCAUCCCUACAAUUCCACUAUUUUUCUUCGAUUUUUUCCCUUUUCAAUCCUGCUUUCUCUGUUCUCCAGUACUGAAAGCAAUUGAACUCUGUCGUGAAGAAAGGCUUGCUUGCAAAUUACAACCUCUGAAUCAUUGUGUAUUUCUGAUCAAUCUGCUAAUUCUAUUCUUGCUGUACCGACUGAGUUUGUGAAGUUUGCUUUAAACACGAUGGGUCUCUCCAGUCUCCCAGCUCCGUCGGAAGGAGUUCUGAACGUGAUUCUUGUAAACACUGCUCUAUCUAUUUCCAUGCUCAAGUGCUUUGUACGUUUAAUCCUUCACAUGGUAGGAAUCCAUCUCUCAUGGUCAUCAACUGUAGUCCCAUCAAUAGAUUCCUUUGGAAGUUCCUCAGAGUUGGGAGAUCCCAAUUUUGGCUCCUCUUGGAAUUACCUUGAGAUGUUUCGAAACCGAUAUCCAAGGAUUAGAUUUGAUAAAGUACAGAGUUCAGGAUGCCGUGAACAUGACUGCUCGGUCUGUUUAACUCAAUUUGAACCUGAAUCGGCCAUAAAUCACUUAUUUUGUGGCCAUCUUUUUCACACAGAUUGCUUGGAGAAAUGGCUGGACUACUGGAACAUCACAUGUCCUCUUUGCAGAACUCCUCUAAUGUCUGAAGAAGAGAAAUUUUGCUUUUGGUAAGUGUUUAGUGUACUACAAAUGUAGUCAGAGGAAAACUCAUGUACAGCAUACUCCUAAAGAUAAUCGUGAGCACAUAUCCUAUCACUGUUUGACAUUUGAAGUUUGAUAUGUGUGACGGGUCUUAAAGAUCAAAGUUUUGUCACAGUAAAUACAUGUUCAUAGAAGUUCUAUGCUUCUAGUUUGUGCUUUUAGUUCUGAGUUAAUUCACUCUAGCUUUGAGUUAAUACAUUAUUACUCAUUUUCUUUGUAUAUGGAAUUGGGUGAGUAUGGUACAAAGUUUUUCAGUUGCUGUUUGUUUGGUAUUGGGGUUGACAGUGGAAAUCAAUUUUCUGAAAUUAUUGUUUUAAUUCA